UUAGAUCCACCUCCACCUUAUAUCGAUCAUCGAUUACAACUUUGGGAUCAAUUAAAAGAAGAAUAUGAUCGAGAAUUAAAGAACAAACCUCGAGAAAAAAUUCUUGUUCAACUUCCCACAGGUGAACCUAAAGAAGGCAUCAGUUGGGAAACUACCCCUAUGGAAAUCGCACGUGGUCUCAGCAAGAGCUUAGCCGAAAGAAUCGUAAUUGCAGAAGUCACUCUUGAAGGCGUAGCCAAACCGAUCUUAUGGGAUUUAUUGCGUCCUCUUGAACAGAGCUGUUCAAUGCGACUUCUUGAUUUUGAGUCCGAAGAAGGCAAACGAGUGUUUUGGCAUUCUUCUGCACAUGUUCUGGGAGAAGCAGCAGAAAGACAUUACGGAUGUCAUCUUUGUAUCGGUCCACCUACUGAUGAUGGAUUCUUUUAUGAAAUGGGUAUGGGUGUUAGUGGUGAUCGUUCAGUUCAGAAUGCCGAUUAUCAUCCUCUUGAAAAAGUGGCAGAAUCAGCCAUCAAAGAAAAACAACGAUUUGAACGAUUAGUGAUCUCUAAAAAGUCACUACUUGAAAUGUUUGCGUAUAACAAAUACAAGACACAUAUUAUCAACUCCAAGAUUCCUGACGGAACAUCCACUACGGUCUAUCGAUGUGGUCCAAUGAUCGAUCUCUGUGUGGGUCCGCAUAUCCCAAACACAGGAUACAUCAAAUCAUUUUCGAUUCUCAAAAAUUCGGCUUCUUACUUCUUGGGUGAUUCAGCUAAUGAUUCAUUACAAAGAAUCUAUGGGAUCUCUUUCCCUGAUAAAAAAGCUAUGGCUGAAUACAAAAAGUUCUUGGAGGAGGCUGCCAAACGAGAUCAUCGUAAGAUAGGAAAGGAUCAAGAAUUGUUUUUCUUUCAUGAAAUGAGUCCAGGAAGUUGUUUUUGGUUACCACAUGGGACACGUAUCUACAACACCUUGGUUGAAUUCCUAAAGUCUGAAUAUAGGAAACGAGGAUAUGAUGAAGUCAUUUCUCCCAACAUGUACAACUCAAAACUAUGGAAUACGUCUGGACAUUGGGAGAACUAUUCCGAAAACAUGUUCAAGUUAGAAAUCGAAAAAGAAACAUUUGCUCUUAAACCGAUGAAUUGUCCUGGACAUUGUUUGAUCUUUGGUUCAAAAGAUCGUUCGUAUCGAGAAUUACCACUAAGAAUGGCUGAUUUCGGUGUUGUUCAUCGGAAUGAGGCGAGCGGUGCGCUUAGUGGACUAACACGAGUCCGACGUUUCUGUCAAGAUGAUGCUCAUCAUUUCUGUACCACUGAUCAAAUUGACUCGGAAGUUGCUGGGAUCUUUGACUUUCUUAAAACCGUAUAUGGUAUGCUGGGAUUUACCUAUAAACUGAAAUUAUCAACACGGCCGGAUAACUAUAUUGGUGAUCUGGCUGUCUGGAACGAGGCAGAGAAGAGGUUGUCAAGCGCUCUUGAUAAGUUUGUGGGACCAGGAGAGUGGGAUGUAGAUCCAGGAGAUGGAGCAUUCUAUGGUCCAAAGAUUGAUAUCACCAUCUCAGACGCAUUGAAAAGAAGACAUCAAUGUGCUACGAUCCAAUUAGAUUUCCAACUUCCAGAACGGUUUAAACUUCAGUAUCGAACCGAUCAAGGAGAAAGAAAACGACCGGUGAUGAUUCAUCGAGCGAUUAUGGGAAGUGUAGAACGAUUCACAGCUAUCUUGACUGAACAUUUCGGUGGGAAAUGGCCAUUUUGGCUCUCACCACGUCAAGUGCUCGUUAUUCCGGUCGCUGCUACUCAUAAAGCUUAUGCACAAGAAGUGGCACAGAAACUUUGGGAUGCAGGGUUGUAUGCAGAUGCAGAUAUGACAGAUGCUACAUUACCUAAAAAGAUUCGAAACGGAGAAGUGUCUUCUUAUAAUUUCAUUAUUGUGGUAGGAAGUGAAGAAGUUGAAAGUCGUUCAGUGAAUGUUAGAAGUGCAGAUGAUGUUGGACAAAAAGGAAAAGCUCAAGCACUUCCAUUAGAAGAAACUUUGGAAAAGUUUAUUUUAUUGAAAGAUCAAAGAAGGCUUGAGAAUCGAUUAGUUUGA
Messenger RNA from Melampsora larici-populina 98AG31, 2064 nucleotides. RefSeq lists its product as uncharacterized. Gene Ontology annotation, molecular function: ATP binding; threonine-tRNA ligase activity. The record is from RefSeq and is a predicted model, not a curated record. Gene Ontology annotation, biological process: threonyl-tRNA aminoacylation. The transcript has 14 exons. Lineage: Eukaryota; Fungi; Basidiomycota; Pucciniomycetes; Pucciniales; Melampsoraceae. The annotation marks the transcript as partial. Gene Ontology annotation, cellular component: cytoplasm.